This is a messenger RNA of Nerophis lumbriciformis (worm pipefish), 853 nucleotides long. It is a transcript of the gene fabp3, whose product is annotated as fatty acid binding protein 3, muscle and heart. NCBI's taxonomy places the organism in Eukaryota, Metazoa, Chordata, Actinopteri, Syngnathiformes, Syngnathidae. Gene Ontology annotation, molecular function: lipid binding. The record is from RefSeq and is a predicted model, not a curated record.
CAAGCAGUUUGGCGGACUUACAAGCUUAGCAGGCUAGCUAGUAGGAACAAAAACAAUUCUCAGCUGUUUGCUUCUCGCUCCGUGCCAGGAGUUCACCGGCGGCCCGGUUCUGCUCGGCUCGGCUCGGCUGUCCGUCUGUCUGCUGAGUGUCCAUGGUUGAAGCAGGACAGUCCUUGAAGGACGUCAGACUCACGUGCUACUUUCCAUCUCCGCGACACUUCGCAUCCCACGCGAGCCUUCUGAGGCGGCGCCAUGUUGCCAGUCCACAACAGCAAACAUGGCCCAGACUUUUGUUGGCACCUGGAACCUCAAAUCCAGCGAGAACUUUGACGAGUACAUGAAGCAACUGGGUGUUGGUUUCGCCACCCGCACGGUGGGCAACAUGACCAAGCCCACCACCAUCAUCUCUGUGGAGGGCGACAAGGUGACGGUGAAGACGCAGAGCACCAUCAAGAACACAGAACUCUCCUUCAAGCUGGGGGAGGACUUUGAAGAGACCACCGCCGACGACAGGAAGGUCAAGUCCAUAGUGACCAUAGACGGGGGCAAGAUGGUGCACAUCCAGCGGUGGGACGGCAAGGAGACCAGCCUGGUGCGAGAGGUCAACGGGAACGCCCUGACGCUGACGCUGACGAUGGGCGACGUGGUUUGCACGCGUUCCUACGAGAAGGCAGAGUGAAGGACGUCCUGAAGUUCUUGACUAGUCAGCAUUUCUUCCCCCCCACCCCCAUCCCUCACAUCUACUGUAAAAACACUGAUGAGUAAAUUCAAUUGUUUUCUUUGUUUGCUGCACUAAAUGUGUUGAAGAGAAAAAAGUUACAACUUUGGGAAUUUAAUAAACUGAUAUCCCAAA